Messenger RNA from Trichomonas vaginalis G3, 421 nucleotides. RefSeq lists its product as uncharacterized. The annotation marks the transcript as partial. Lineage: Eukaryota; Parabasalia; Trichomonadida; Trichomonadidae. The transcript has a single exon. The record is from RefSeq and is a predicted model, not a curated record.
AUGUAUAAAUGCAUGGAUGUUAAUCGUUUUCAUUUCAUUGAAGGCGAUACUGAUUCAUCUUAUUGGGCAAUCGCUGGCGACCCAAAUCUUCCUAACACUCAAGCAUUUCAAGCAAUUGUUACCGAUAAACAAUUUUAUGAUAAAAACAUUUUCAAAUUCGCACCAUUUGAUUUCUUCUGUUUUGAUGAGAAAUUUAAACCUAAAUUAAAGAAUAAAGCUGAAGAAAAAGCACAUGAGAAGAAGUUAUUGGGUUUAGCAAUUGAGAAACAAGGCGAUAACAUGGUUGCUUUAUGCCCUAAGUGUUAUACAUCAUUCAACGGUUCAAUUGAUGGAAGUGAUUUUAAAAAGAUUGCACAAAAAAUGAAAGGUGUUAGUUUACGACAAAAUAAACAAUUAACACCUAAAAAUUAUUUGGAUAUAA